Messenger RNA from Scatophagus argus, 5514 nucleotides. It is a transcript of the gene jmy, whose product is annotated as junction mediating and regulatory protein, p53 cofactor. Gene Ontology annotation, cellular component: nucleus; cytoplasm. Gene Ontology annotation, molecular function: Arp2/3 complex binding; actin binding; transcription coactivator activity. The coding region runs from base 675 to 3404 and encodes 909 amino acids. The record is from RefSeq and is a predicted model, not a curated record. Gene Ontology annotation, biological process: positive regulation of apoptotic process; intrinsic apoptotic signaling pathway by p53 class mediator; 'de novo' actin filament nucleation. Lineage: Eukaryota; Metazoa; Chordata; Actinopteri; Scatophagidae. The transcript is spliced from 10 exons.
AAAUGAACUUAUAAAGCUUCAGUAAACGAAUCCCACAAGAAGCCUCUUAGUUACCAUCUCCAUCACAGAACUUGAACGCCACAUGGCUGUAGGGGGGAAGGGUGCACCAGUUAAAUCCCUCCCCGGAUUUGACAACACGCACGCACCUUGACUGCUUGUAAACAGAAGCUCACACGUGACACCGAGAGCCGAGUCGCGCGACCGCAUUGUCUGUGAGCGGACAAAGAGCAACACAGACAGCGUUGUUGAGCGCGAGCAUCGGGCAGGUAAACAGGCAGGUGUCAUGACGACCGACGUUAUCUGCCCCCCCACCCGCCCCGAUAUGAAGCCAACUCCCCCCCUUCGUUUACAUCGCGGUGUCCGAGCUCGUCUGACCGCUUGAACUUCUGAUGUCUGAAGCCCGAACCGGACCGUUUGGAGGGAUAACGACGUUAGCUGCGUUUUCUCCGGCUCGCGAGCAGCUGGCAGCGGCUAAACAAAGCUGGACAGCCUUUGUUUCACCUCUUAAUUUAGCUACUCUGUUUGUUCGCUUCAACUACGCCAAAUCUCACUUUUCUAGCUGGCAUCUUACGUUAGCUAGCCUUAGCUAGCAGUAGCCUUUAGCCUCCACACCAGAAGAGAUUUUUUUUCGAGCUAACGUUAAUCUACUUGUCCUUUUUAACUGGCUGGAUGAGAUGUCAUUCACGAUGGAGGAUAACUUGGAGUCCGGAUGGGUGUCCGUCCGACCCAGAGUCUUCGACGAAAAAGAAAGGCAUAAAUUUGUCUUCAUCGUGGCCUGGAACGACAUCGAGGGAAAGUUCGCCAUAACCUGCCAUAACAGAACCGUACAGAGGCGGUCCAUUUUUCUUGACCCGCUGCCCGACAGUCCUCCCGCCGCUGGGCUUCCUGCUCCCGGUGCCUCCGUGGCAGACAAACACGCAAGAAGCCCCGUCACAACGAAGAAGGAUGAAGUCCGUCAAAGUAAAGUUAGACCGCACUCUGUCCCUAAAGGAAAAGCCACAACAAAGGCUUUAAAAGUGGGCAGUUCAAAGACAUCCGAGUGUGUCAGCCAUACUUUGGGAUCCUGGGAUAUUGUGACACCGAAGGUUAUUGACAUCGAGUUCCUGGACCCAGUGGACGUCUCUCUCUGUCCGGAUGACCCAGACCCGGGGGACAGUGAGAGCAGCGACCGGGAGGAUUUCAGCUGGGCCGGGCUGUUCUCCUUCCAGGACCUGAGGGCAGCGCACCUCCAGCUGUGCGCCGUGAACUCGGACCUGGAGCCGUGUUUGCCCUCGUUCCCCGAGGAGCAGUGUGGCGUGUGGACGGUACUCUUCGGUGCCGCCGGGGUGUCCCAGCGGGAGACGGACGCCCUGUGCUACCAGCUGCAGGUGUACCUGGGUCAUGCCCUGGACACCUGCGGAUGGAAGAUCCUCUCGCAGGUGCUUUUCUCCGAGGGAGACGACACGGAGGAGUACUACGAGAGCCUGAGCGAGCUGAGGCAGAAAGGCUAUGAGGAUGCUCUGGAGAGGGCCAAAAGACGCAUGCAGGAGGUGCUGGACAGACACAAGGCCAUGGACAGCAUGGUGGAGCUGCUGCAGGUGUACCCCGAGGAGGACGAGGCGUAUGGAGAGCUGCUGGAGGCAACGACUCACCUCUACCACUACCUGCUGCAGCCCUUCAGGGACAUGAGGGAAGUGGCAAUGCUGCGCAGACAGCAGAUUAAGAUCUCACUGGAGACGGAGCGUCUGGGUCCUCGUCGUGUGGAGAGCCUGAGGAAGGAGGAUGAGGAGUGGCAGAAGAAGGCUCACGCCGCCGUUCUCUCCAUACAGGACCUGACUGUCAAGUUCUUUGAAACUACGACUCGGGCACAGAAAGCUCUGUUUGAGCGGAUGCGCGCUGACCAGAGGAAGUUUGGCAAGUCGGCGUGGGCAGCAGCAGUGGAGCGCAUGGAGCGGCUGCAGUACGCCGUCUCCAAAGAAACCCUGCAGCUGAUGAGAGCCAAAGAAAUCUGCCUGGAGCAGAAGAAACAUGGCUUGAAGGAGGAGAUGCAGAGUCUGAAAGGGGGCGAGGAUGCCAUGCUGCGUCUGGACCAGCUGGAGGCGCUGUACUACGAGCUGCAGCUGCAGCUGUACGACAUUCAGGCUGAGGUGCUGCGCUGCGAGGAGCUGCUGCUCACCGCUCAGCUGCAGAGUCUGCGGAGGCAAAUGACAGAGCGACAGGACGAGGUGGUGUACUACGAUGCCUUCGAGAGCCCUGACGCCAUGAAGGGUGAAGAAGACCCCGUGAGCCCGCCGUCCCCCCUCAGAGAUGAAGAACUCUGCCUCCUGCAGCAGAGGACGCGGCAGCUCGAGGCCCGCAGGGGUCGCAUCACUGCCAAGAAAGUCUACCUCAAAAACAAGAAGGAAAUCUGCAUUGUCAAUCACAACCAGAAGAUUCAACAGCAACAAGGAAGCCAUGACGACAGAAGGUUUAUACAGGGAGGAGAAGCCGAUGAAGAUGAUGAAGCCAAGAGAAAUGCCAGCGUGAGUCAGGAGAGGCAGAGGACUCUGGACCGACUUCGCAGCCUCAAGCAGCGUUACCCUGGCCAGGUGACCCUGAAGUCCAGCCGGCUGCGUCUGAGCCAGCCUCACAGCCGGAGGAGACAGCAGCCCAGCACUCAGGCGGCCAGCGUUCAGACCGACUGCAUCUCGGACCUCCCAGAACUCUCUGCUCCUCCUCCGCCCGACGCCUGCGACAGCGUGUCUUUACCUACAGUGGAACUCCAGAGUCUCGACUCUGCACCGCCCUUCCUUUCGCUGCCUCCCCUCUCAGCCUCCCAAUCUAUUCUUUCACUUGGUGCUCCUGCCCCUCCCCCUCCUCCUCCUCCUCCUCCCCCUCCUCUCCCACCUCCCCCGCCCCCUCCACCACUUCCUCCCUCAGAGGAGCAGCAGCAGCAGGGAGCAGGCGAGAGGAUGGAGGCGGGCAGCCCAGUGCGGCACCACACCAGCGAGUGUGAAUCUUCCUCCCUGCCGCUGGCGCCGUUUUCCCCUCGAUUCUUCGACAGCAGCCAGCUGCUGACGGCGAGGAAGAAGCUGAGGAAGACGGCCUCGCUGGACUCGUCGCAGUGGAGGAGAGCGAGCUCCCCCAUGGACGAGGUGCUGGCCUCCCUCAAACGGGGCAGUUUCCACCUGAGGAAGGCCGAGCUGCGCGUGCUGGCUCCCGACCCGGACGACGACAGCAACAACAUCCUGGCUCAGAUCAGGCAGGGCGUCAGGCUGAAGAAGGUGCGGACUCGGCCGGAGCAGCAGCGUCACGCCAAGAGCUUCCCGCACUCGGCCGACGCUCUGACGCGCAGCAUCCACGAGGCCCUGAGGAGAAUCAAAGAGGCUUCGCCGGAGUCCGAGUCUGAGGACGAAGGCCUUCCAUGCACUGACUGGGAGAACUAAUUCGGCUUAUUGAAAGGCUUUUGUGUUUAUGUGGCAGACAAGCCAGGGUUAAAACCCCCGGACCACCUUGGUGCAAUUUGAACAAAGAAACAAAACAAAACAAAAAACGUUUGAUUUUUAAUUUUUUUUGUUUCCUUUUCUUUUUAUAUCAGCAAACUGCUCAGAAGUGUGUUUGUGUUCAUACUUCUGCGUGUUGUUUGUAAAGAUGGACCACUAAUCUUUUCUUUUUUUUAUGUUGCUGUUGUUGCUGUGGCGUUCAUGGCGAGGAUACAACCUCUAACCUCUCAUUAUGUCCGAGUCGUACUGUAGCUCGCUGUGAUGGGUUUGUUUCAGGAAGGGAGCAGUUUGGUUUUCUCUCACUUCCAGUCAGCGUUCAGACUUUCUUCACUGAAACCUUCACAUUCAAACAUGUGACGGCCGUUCGUACUGUAUGUUUGCGCUCAUUCACUCACCCAGAGUGGUGGACAUCGCAUCGUUUCACCCAAAAAGCCAAACAGGAACUGAUUUGUGUAUUCAGCAAACCAAACCUGCUUGUUUUAGCUUUCUCAGUUUACGUCUCAGACUCUUAACUGAGUCGAAUCGGAGCUCGCGGACGCGAUGAAGAACAGCACACUCCAGAGCUCAACCACGUGAUUGUCAUGUUUUUACAUUGUCCUCCGUGUCAAAGCAGUCCACUGACAUUUGUCUUCUGUUGCAAUGAGCUUUUCACAAUACGAUAACUGUAUUACACAGUUGCCAUCAAUUCCAGGGACCUUUACAGGAAUGAAAACAGGAGGUUUGAUAGGUCGCAAACGAACGCCUCAUUACUUUAUGUCCUGACAGACGUGAAACGUGUUACUGUCCAUAAGCGGUCAGCGCAGUCGUUUUCUGCCGGUCCCAGAAUGAAGCCCUUCUUUCCCCUCAUACAAAACUUUCUGUUCAGCAUCACACAGCAAGAGGACAGCGAAGACCACUGCAGUGUUUUUUCUUUGUUUGUUUUUUUCCCCCCAGAGCUAAAUACCAUUUAGAUUUCAGCACCAGUUAAGAUGUAAAAGCUUCUUGAAUGUAGCUUUGGUGGUUUUCUGUGACCGGCUGUCACUCUGAGAUGGGAAAAAAAAGAAGAAGAAGAAGACAGAUGGAUGUAAUAUUUUCAGUAUCUGGAGAGGAUUCCCUCUGAUGACUGAUUCCCUCUGUUAGGAUACAUUAAAUCACGCCUCAGGACCCCGUAAGGAAAGUGAUGGCACACAGCUGCAGAUGGUGAAAACAUUACAAUUAGAGCUGGAGGGAUUCGUCAGAAAAAUAAUCUGCAGAAAGAUGAGUCGCCCUGUUUAAUAUGCUGUAAACAUGCAGCAUCAGUUUGGCUGAGGCUUCAGCGCCCCCUGCUGGUAACAGACGACCUGACAUCAUUUGUAUCGUGUGCGAUGUUGACCCGACAGCCUUCUCUCUUCCCACUGCCUUGUUUAUUUGAUCCCACAGUAUUUACUUAGUUGAGUUGUUGUUUGAGUGUGUGUGAUUUUUAUACCAGCCUCUUUUUAUGUGUUAAACCUGUCUUAAACUGAAAAAAAACUAACACUUCCUGUAUUUAACAAAUCCUGCACUGAUGGCUGAAUAUAAAGGAGUAGUUCGACAUUUUGGGGGAUGCAUUUAUUUGCUUUCAUCUAACUCUUGCCAAAAACAAGUCGAGUACCUGAGCGCAGGUGGAGUCGCACCGCAGAGCUGCCAUUCGAACAGCCUCCCUCGCUUUACUCUCAGCCCGUCGUGCUUUUGUUUUCCCCACAAGCUGAACGUCACACGAGUUCGACCUUUGACCUUUAUGACCUUAUGCAUGUGACUGGUUUUAAGGACGAACCCAUCACAAACGUAAGUGCAAUAAUUAAAAAUGAAAGACAUUUUAUGAGUUAUACUGUAAUGAAAUGUAAAAAUCAUGAGAAAGUAUAUCCGCAUGCCUAAAUGUUUUGAAGUAUUUAUUGAAACUUCAUAUUUUAAAUUUUUAAAGCGUACAAAUGUAAAUGUACUUUAUAAAGUUUUCUUGUUUUUGUUGCUUUUUUUCCCGUUUCCUAUCAUGACAUUCCUCUCUGCUUUCUUUGUCCCAGUUAUUGUUUUCCUUUCCAAAUAAAAUUACGCACCAACA